This is a messenger RNA of Racocetra fulgida, 762 nucleotides long. The record is from the annotation of a GenBank genome assembly. NCBI's taxonomy places the organism in Eukaryota, Fungi, Glomeromycota, Glomeromycetes, Diversisporales, Gigasporaceae.
AUGGCCAUUUAUGGGGAUUAUUUGUUUACGGAAUCAAACUUCAAGGAGGCUGGCUUAGCACUUGAUUCAUAUAAAAAUUGUGGGUCAUGGCGCGAAGCUUUUGCUAUCGCUCAAGAGUUAAAUAGUUCAUCAGAUUCUUUAUUUAGUUUGGCCAAAAGUCUUGCAGAUUUAAUUGAAACUAACAUUAAGCCAAGUGUAAUUGAAGGUAUAACUAAUUAUACAUUAUUUACAAUCUUUCAUCGCAUUAAAAACAUUGCAUAUGCUAUGACAUUUAAUAUAGGUCAUACUCAGCUGCUUCAAGAUGUGAAUUCAAUGUUAGAUCAAUUAAAUCAUCAAACCAAAAGGCUAAAAGAAAUUAGAGCCAAUAAAGCUAACCAAUUAAAUCAAAGCGAAGAAUCAAUUGAAAAUGCUGAUGUAUUUUCGGAUACAAGUUCCAUGGCUAGUGGAUUUACGCGUUAUUCACAGUCAAAUACUCAAUUAAUUCCAUUUGUACUCAUAACCAUAAAUAUGUCAUUUCGUACGAACGUUUACAGCAAAAGUGCGAAAAGUCGUAGACGGCAAGAAAGAAAGAAAGCCCGUGGCAAAAAAGGAAGUAUAUACGAAGAGGGGUAUCUUCUUGACUCUUUGAAAAGAUUGAUUGAAAGGUUUAAUACAACUCAAGCACAACAAAUUCAAGUUCUGUUUAGUGAUUUAGAAGAAAGAAUUAAAAAUGAUCUUGAUGAAAUAUUUGAUACGCCGACAAAUAAUUUGCCUGCUUUUGAG